Molecule: messenger RNA, 861 nt
Organism: Helianthus annuus (common sunflower)
Lineage: Eukaryota; Viridiplantae; Streptophyta; Magnoliopsida; Asterales; Asteraceae
Product: non-specific lipid-transfer protein C6
Exons: 3
Coding region: 96-683 (195 amino acids)
Biological process (GO): lipid transport
Molecular function (GO): lipid binding
Source: RefSeq, a predicted model, not a curated record
AUCACACAAACCAUCAAGCACACUUAAUUAACCACAAACACACACACAUUCAAUCUUUUAGUUGGUGUUAAUUAAAAACCAAUCUUAGCUAGCCAAUGGCUCUAAAAGGGGAACAAGUUAUGGGUGCAGUCCUGGUCCUAAUGGUCAUGGUUUUGGGUGGAGCCCAGGCUCAAUCAAGCACCUGCAUCAAUGCACUCAUGGGUUUGUCUCCGUGCCUCAACUUUGUAAGUGGGAACACGUCUACUCCUUCACCAGCAUGUUGCUCGCAGCUCUCGAGUGUGGUCCAGUCACAGCCGCGUUGCCUUUGCUCGUUGCUCAAUGGAAAUCUCCCCAAUAUCGGUGUUACGAUUAAUCAAACUCUUGCAGUCACAUUACCUGGUGCUUGUAGAGUGCAAACUCCUCCCAUUAGUUUGUGCAAUGGUGUUGCUAAUGGGCCUGCUGGUGCACCUGCUAGUGCACCUACAAUUGCCCCGACCGGCUCUACUGACUCGCCUACAGACCCUUCAGAAGGAACGCCUGAAGUUCAAGCUCCCACUGCGCCAUUAACACCAACUACACCUUCAGGAUCAGGAUCAGGAUCAAAGGCAACGCCAUCGACAAACAACAAGGCAUCACAUGGAAGCAAAUUUGGAGCACCAACUUACCUUCUGCUUCUCGUCGUCUUCUUUGGAAUGAAACUAUGAGAAUCAUGUUGUGAUUGUUAAAGAGCUUGUUGUUGGUUUCUUUUGAAUUUCAUUGCAUAAUUUUUUCCAUUUGUUUGCAUGUGUGUUUAGUGUUUUGAUUUGUUUUCUGUGUAAUACGUUAAAUCUUGUUUGAUAUAUAAACACAACAUAUAUAUGAUUGGUUUUUGUUUUACUUUUA